Molecule: messenger RNA, 3348 nt
Organism: Chenopodium quinoa (quinoa)
Lineage: Eukaryota; Viridiplantae; Streptophyta; Magnoliopsida; Caryophyllales; Amaranthaceae
Exons: 4
Coding region: 2184-2936 (250 amino acids)
Source: RefSeq, a predicted model, not a curated record
CCUCACGUUGAUGCUUGAAUAUUGUAGAAGUUCAUGGUUUAUCUUUUGUCUCUAGGUCUUACACUCACUUUGAUUUCAUAACACCCACCACGUCUAUAUAUAUUACCUCAAAUCAGAGCUGUAGGAUUCUUUGGAAAACAUCAUCUGCUGCAUCAUGUUUUUAGCUAUCCUUCAUAACCCUUGAGAGAUUUUUUUUGGGUGAAGGGUUAUGAAUUCUCGUUGCCUCUCAAUUUUGAGUGUCCUCCUAAUAGAUCUAAAGCUAUAUAAGAAGUUUUUGGUUUUCAUGUUGACUCUUUGGGGAAGGAUACUGAGCAAUUAAUGAAAAAUACACUACUCCCUCCAUGCCUAAAUAAUUGGCCACGUUUUUAUUUAAUAAGGCCACUAUUAUCUUUAAUUUUGAUUUUUCCCAUAAUAUUCUUAGCUAUAUCCAUAACAAAGAGUUUCAAACAAAAACAGUGGUGGUGGAGGUGUACAGAAUAUGGAUAAUUAAGUUGUUAUUAUUAUAAUAUGGAUAAUUAAUUGUUUGCUUGAUAUUGUUUAUAAUAUUUUUUGAUUUAAUUAAUAGCUUAUUAUAAUAUACUAUUUAGAGUACUUGACAUUACAUAAAACAAAGAUAAUAAUAUAAUAAAAAAAAGAUAUAAGUGUUUAAUAGGCCGAAUUGAAUUUCUAUUAGGUGUAUAAUUUAAAGUAUUAAUCACAACAAGACAUAAAUGAAUAUAAUUCGGUUAUAGAUGUUUGAUGCUAAUAAAGUUAUUUUUGCAUAUGAAGUUCGGUAAAGGUGUCGAAAGAAAAGUACUCGACAUAGUGUAAGAAACAUAUGAUAUUGAGUUGGCUGGUAAUCUCUUCCUCAGUUUUAUCUUUUACUUCUUCUUCUCUUUGUUCUUCCACUUCUUCCUCUUGUAAUUAUGAAGAUGAACAAUCAUCCGGCCUUACGCACAAGGAUAUGGAAUGACUUAUUUAUUUAAUACAUCAAUGUCAUUGGAAGAAAAGUGCUUCACAGAGUGUAAGAAACAUAUGAUACUGAGUUGGCUGGCAAACUCUUCCUCAGUUUUUUCUUUUACUUCUUCUUCUUGUUCCUCCACUCCUUACUCUUUCUCUCCUUCUGUGUCUCUCUUAAUCUUUCUUUUCUUGCUUUUUCUUUUUCUGUUUUAUCUUUUUUCUGCAUUUUCUUCUUUGUCACUUUCUGAUUGCUUAGUAUCUUCCUCACCUUUCUGAACUUCGCUCCACCUUCGCCAACAUUCCCUUGACCUUGCUGCACCUCCACUGACCUUGCUCCACCUUCGUCAGCACUCCUCAAAAUGGGUGAUAGACAAAAAUUGGUUUAAGAAUAGCAAAAUAUUCUGUAGUGAAAACAAUGACCAUUUACUUUAGAAAAAUUAACUUUGAAGUGAUUAAUAGGCAGCUGAAUCUUUUUAUUUUUAAUCCAAUUCUCGUGUCUAGCCAUCGGGACAUGUUUCUUCUUUGCUAGAUUCGCGCGCGCCAUAUAGGGGACAUGUUUCUUUUUUGCUAGAUCUGAUUAAGUGUUAAUUAGUACAAUAUAUGUUGGGAAUUCCCGUUAAGCUAUAGUUCAUUUGCAUUAUUAUAAGCUCAUCUGCCUAUUUAACCUCAUUAGAAGUAGUAUAAAAGGGAUAGAUGCUAAUUUUGUAUGCAUUAGGAUAUGGAACGACUUAUUUAUUUAAAACGUCAAUCUCAUGUAUGAGGAUGGUUGUGCUGUUGUAGGGAAAGGUGUCGGAAGAAAAGUGUUUGACAAAGUGCAAGAAAUAUAUGAUACUGAGUUGGCUGGCAAACUGUUCCUUAGUUUUUUCCUUUACUUCUUCUUCUCUUUGUUCCUCCACUCCUUUCUGUUUUCCUUCUUCUGUUUCCCUCUUUUUUUUCCUUUUAAAUUUUUCCCUUUCCCUUUUCUUUUUCUGCAUUUCCUUUUUCUCCACUUUUUUGAUUGUUCAGCAUCUUCCUCAUCUUUCUGAACUUUGCUCCACCUUUGCCAACUCUCCCUUGAUGUCGCUGCAUCUCCGUUAAGCCAUUUCAUUAUUGAGUUUUAAACACCUUCAUUAACAGCUUCUGGUUCCAAUUGGUCUUUUUAAAGGUAUGUCCCAAGACUCACAUCUCAGAAACCUUGCCCGAUGAGCGCCAGCUAUCCUUGACCUUCACUCCGCCCUUUGAUUGUUCGGCAUUGAACUAUCUUUAUGUUGUCUGGUGAUGUGGUUGCCUUUCAAGCAAUUGAACAAAAACUCAGGAAAAAUACAACAUUCUUCAAACUCAGUCCAUCUAAUUCCCUAGGUUCAAGCAGUGUUUUAGAAUGGUCACUCAAAACAAUUGAGACCGCUGAAGAUGCAUCCAAAAAGGAUUUAACAAAAUCAACUGUUGCAAGAAGUGAAGAAAUUGAAUAUUCAGAUUUAAAUAUGAAUGUGGAAUUAACACCAACCAAGCCCUAUGUGAGUACUUCAGUUAAUAAAGAAGAUAAUGUUACAGCUACAUACGAAGAUUCAACAUAUUCAAAAAUAAGAGACAAAGGGAAAGAUAAAAUUUCAGAAACAACUUUCUGUAAAUUCCCAUUGCCAUCAAAAGGUAUUGUUAUAGCUGAUGAAGGCCAUCGAAUUGCUGACAGAAACAUGAAAAACAAGCCCCUGAAACAUUCAACUGCCGAAACACCUGCUACUGUGAAUUCUCCUAAGGUUUCACCUGCUGAGUGGACAACACUCUGUCGCACAUGCAAGAGUGGAGACAAACUGUCUCCAAUGACUCCAGUACAAAAUGAAGACACGAAACCUAACUCGGUUUGUGAACAAAGUGUUGUUCGAAAAAAACUCCGUCUCACAACACCACAAUCUGUUGAAAAUGAAGAUCAUGACUCUGCCACCAAGGACCCAACUAAUGCUGUACCAGACAGUGAUGCAAAAACGUCUACACCCAAGAAUGAUCAUGUCACAGAUCACUGAAAGAUAUUGGCAGGAAAUAAAAAAAAAACAGCAAUGUAUAUAGGUAAAUGAACUAGCUACUAUGAAAAACUUCAAAGGUGUGGUACUGUCACCCCCUUUUUAUGAAAAAAAAUUGCUUGCAUGAUAAUUACAUCAGUGACAUCUAUUAAACACGAGGAGAAAAAAUCCUCUGUAUAUUUUGUAUUGCUCCAGCAUUGCAUUAAAAUAAGUUUAGAUGAAGGUAGAAUAUCCAAUGUAAAUAGGGUUGCAAUUCUGUUGAGUUAAAUCUUUUGAAGAAUUUUCUAAGAACAUGUACAAUAGUUAAUGUUCCUGGAAAACACUACAAAGGGUAGUAUGUUGAUUAUUAGAAAAAUACACUGAUGUAAUGUUCAUUCAUAAAUCAACAUAUAUAAAAUAUAAAUAUUAUGCUAAA